Messenger RNA from Clunio marinus, 1586 nucleotides. The record is from the annotation of a GenBank genome assembly. Lineage: Eukaryota; Metazoa; Arthropoda; Insecta; Diptera; Chironomidae.
UUAAUAACCGAAAGAAAUGAUGAAACUUCAGCCACGCCCGGUGUGAACUUUAAACGGGAAAAUGAUUUCGUUUAUUAUCCAAUUCUUAUGAAAUGUCGACAGUUGAAAAUUAUUCAAGGAUUAAAAAUCCAACAAAUCAUUAAAAGAAAGCAAAAAUCAAAAGAGAAAAAAGAAAUAAAAUUUUAACUCUUUCAAAUCCUCGAAAAGCUAUGAAGAUAAAAACUUGUGAUUGUGCGAAAACAUAAAAUUUACGAGUGAACAUCGUUAAACCACAAAAAAGGCAUAAAUUACUGUUCAAAGUUGUGACAGUUCUCGAAAGCUUCUCGUGCAAGAUAUGAUUAAAGAGAUUAGUCAUCUAAAACAUGUGAAGUCAUUAGCAUAAAAACGAGGAAUAGAAAACCAACGUCAACGAGCAAGUCUUAGAAACCACAAUGAAGAAGAAUUUUAAUAUCAAAGAAAUUAUCUGGGCUAAAUUCUGUUACGUGAUAUGCAUUUUAAUAUCAUUUCUGCCAAAUACACGCACCUUACACAUCACCAAUAUUAUUGUUCCAUCUUUUGUUGACGUCAGAGAUGUAGUCAUGUUGUCCUGUAGCUACAACAUAGGAACGCAAAAGCUGAACUCGGUGAAAUGGUACAAAAAUGAAAAGGAAUUUUACAGGUAUGCACCAUUGAUGCCAACGAAGCAGAACAUGAUAUUUAAUGUGGAAGGGAUUCAUGUCAGUUCAGAUCACGUGUGCAACGAAAAGUUUUGUACGAUUCAUCUUGAUAAUUUGAGUAAUGAUUCGUCUGGUGCCUUUCGAUGCGAAGUGUCUGGGGAUGCGCCUGAGUUUAAGCUUUCACAUGAAACUGCCAACAUGACAGUAGCUGCUCUUCCUCAACAUGAUCCGAAAAUCGAAGGUGUGGAGAAAAACUAUUACGAAGGUGACUUCCUGUUCGGAAACUGCACAUCAGACUUCUCUUAUCCUCCUCCGUUUCUUGCUUGGUACAUCAAUGAUCAAAAGGCUGACAAUGCACUACUUCAGCCUUUUCAAGAGUCAACAAUCGAAGCUUAUGGUUUUAAAUUGUCACAGCGUAGUUUAGAGAUUCGCUUUCGGAUAGAUAAGAAAAAUAAUCCAUUUAUCAGUGAUGGAAAGGUUCACAUGAAAUGUGUAGCUCAAAUUCGAAAAAUGCCAAAACAGAUUCGAGAAUCAAAUCACAUUUUCUAUGUGUCAUCGUGGGAUGAUUUAAGAAAUCAAAAAUUAAUAAACUGGAAGAAUUCUGGUAACUUCGUUAUUCAACAGAAAAACAUCAGACAUGCUCUUGGUAUUCAGCAUCUUUGCUUCUAUCAAUUAUGCGCUGCGAAACUGUAGGUUUGUAAAUAUUUAUCGGUAUCACAUUUUGUAAGUAAUGUUAAAUUAAGAGCAUCAUAAGAUUACCAGCAGCAAAAUGAGAAGAAAUAUUGUGUUAUAAAAUUCUUAAAAAGAAUUUUCUAAGGAAAUAUGAUGAUCAAAGUGUUUUAUGUAGAAGUAAAGCACAAUCCGUUAUUAAAAAUAAUUAUAAUAAUAAAAAUAUGUAAUAAUAAUAAUAAUAAAACAUUGAAAACCUUU